Messenger RNA from Blastomyces dermatitidis ER-3, 975 nucleotides. RefSeq lists its product as uncharacterized. The coding region runs from base 217 to 975 and encodes 252 amino acids. The record is from RefSeq and is a predicted model, not a curated record. Lineage: Eukaryota; Fungi; Ascomycota; Eurotiomycetes; Onygenales; Ajellomycetaceae. The transcript is spliced from 2 exons.
UAUUGUGGCGGACAUAUUACUUGCGAAAACAGAAUUUUCCCAGCCCCCCCUGAAAAUUAGUAGCAAAACACCACCAAAAAAUCAAAAUAUCCGCAUUUCUCUAGAAUCAUUCAAUAUCAUCCAAUACACGUCUUUUUCAAUCAAAUAUCAUCCAAAUACGCGUCUUUCUUACCUUUAUCAUCAAAUCCACAUAUAUUAAUCAACCCUUUUUUCAAUAUGCCUCGCAACGCCCGCCGUCCUGCUGCUUCGCAAGCCCGUACAAAGACUCCUACCCUGCGCCUCAGUCUCCUCAAACUACCUGUUCCAGAAGUUCCGGAUAAUGGAGAGGAUCCGGUCAAUGAUGAGAUGGAGGAGCAGGUGGAUGAGGAGGAUAUAGAGACUCAAUUGUAUGAACGGGUGAUUAUCAAUGGGAUAAAGGAUUCUGUCAAGACCAAAUACCGGACUGUCUCAGCAAAUGAUCCAACUAUCAGCUUCUUUCAUAUUCAAUAUACUGCAGAAAAGAUGACUGAGGAGUAUAUUGCAAAGCAGAUCUGCAAGGAGGUGGAAGUUGUAGAUCAUACAGCUGUUAUCACAUCAUACAAACAUGGAUUCCAGGCCAACAAAAUCACCAUUGAGAAGGAGGAGGAUUGGAAGGAGAUAAUUGGUCUUUUGAAGGAGUUGUAUAAGAAGAAGAUGAGUGAUCUUAUCAUUGAAGUCAUCUCUUCUUUCAAUCUUCUUGAUAUCUCAACACUAUCUUCAAACACAUCUGUAAUACACGGUCCUGCAGCUUUUAUUGAAGUGCCAGAUUCACAAUUAGCAACUCAGGCAUUGGCAUCAAAAAGAGCUCUUGAUGUCAAAGAAGACACAAUCUCACCAUCCUGCGAUCCUCACCACCGUCCUGCCAAAUCCCCUCGAAUCCAUGAAAUAUCUGAUGAUGAAAAGCCAUCUACACAUUCAAGAAUCACAGCCACCAGUCAACAACUGAAGAAGGUUUGA